This is a messenger RNA of Vidua macroura (Pin-tailed whydah), 5488 nucleotides long. It is a transcript of the gene IL23R, whose product is annotated as interleukin 23 receptor. Gene Ontology annotation, biological process: cytokine-mediated signaling pathway. NCBI's taxonomy places the organism in Eukaryota, Metazoa, Chordata, Aves, Passeriformes, Viduidae. Gene Ontology annotation, cellular component: membrane; external side of plasma membrane. The transcript has 17 exons. The record is from RefSeq and is a predicted model, not a curated record. The coding region runs from base 651 to 3008 and encodes 785 amino acids. Gene Ontology annotation, molecular function: protein binding; cytokine receptor activity.
GGCGGGGUGGAGAGCGCCGGAGCAUCCCUGGAGCAUCCCUUGGAUGUCCCAGCGCUGGGAAUGCGCUGCCUGUGACAUCCCUCGCCGGGACCCUGCUGCGCCCCCAAGGAGAUCGUAACAACCCCCCGGGGAUGGGCUCAGCUCCACCAGGGUGAGCCCAAAUCCUGCCAGAACUUUGAGGCGCCCCUUCCCCCGAGGCUGCUGCUCGAGGGGAUGCUGGGAUUUCCCAAGGACUGACUCAGACUGGGAGGGAAACUCGGGUGCUCUAUGUAGGUCAGCCCCUCGCUGCUGCUGCUGCUGCAGCUCCGGCCACGGCGGCUGCAGGAGGCUCCCAUGGAGGUGCCACACGUCCUGAGCACUGCCGAGGUCAGGUAAUAGAGAGGCACUCGAAGUUUGACUCACCCGUGAUGAAUACUUGAUCAGCCCUGAAAGCAAACCAGGUCACCUCACCCCGCACGAGAAGCACCGAAGCACUCGCUGCUGCUGCUGCUGCUGCUGCUGCUGGUGGUGGUGGCCUGGUUUGGGUUGAAAAUCAGCAUUUUGAAGCUUUUACUGAGGACUCUGGCCCCCCUCCAGGGAAAAUUGCCAUUCCUGCCAGCAGGAUUUGCUCCGUGGCUUUUUAGCCCUCAGACUAUGCCGCAGUCCAGCCCAUGGCGGGGCCCGGCCAGGCUUUGGUGCUGCCCGUCCUGCUCUGCUGCCUGUGCCCAGGUGCUGCGAGCAUCGAGUGCAAGGGGCGCGUCUGGAUCGAGCCCGCGCCGGUGGUGCGGAUGGGCUCCGACAUCUCCAUCGGCUGCCAGUCCUGGCUGGGCUGCCCCUCGGCGCAGCUCCUCAUCCUCCUCAACUACAGCCUCGCCGAGGGGACCCCGCUGGCCCUGCCCGGCGGCGCCGUGCGGCUCCGGCUGCGCCGUUUCCAGAUGCCCUUCGCCACCGUCACCUGCUUCUCCCGCUGCGCCCGGAGGGACCGCCUGGUGUGCGGCGCGGAGCUCCGGGCGGGCUACCCUCCGGACCCCCCCGGCAACCUGAGCUGCGCCAUCGCCGAGGGCUCGGAGCGCCUGGAGUGCGGCUGGGAUGGGGGACGGCUCACACACCUGCCCACCCGGAACAGCCUCCACCUGCGCAGGGUGCUGGCACAGGAUGAGGAGGAUGAGGAAGAAAAGGUCUUCCCUGCAGACUCACCUGUGCUGCUGAGAGAGCUGCACAAUGACAGCCACUACUCGGCGUGGGUGCAGGCCAGCAACGUGCUGGGCACUGCCCGCUCGGCCCCUCGGCACCUCAGCCUGCAGGAGCUCGUGGUCCCCGCUCUGCCCGAGGUCAUCGGCGCCGAGACGACGGAGACGUCGCCUGCCAGCACCACCACGCGCUGGAGGAGCCGGAGCCAGCUGAGGAACGUGCACUGCGAGGAGAGGCACAGAGCCACGGGCACCCCGACGUGGCACGUGGAGCCGUGCGACACGGUGGCACUGGAGGGUCCCAGCUGGCGGCACGAGCUGCAGAGCGACACCGAGUUCGUGUUCCAGGCCAGGUGCCGGCUCGGCACCGCCCACAGCCCCUGGAGCGCCUGGAGCCCCCCCUUCCUGUACCGCACCCCCGAGGCAGCCCCCGCCGCCGCUCCCGCCGUGUGGCGGCGCCUGGGCCCGGCCCUGCCCAACGGCAGCCACGAGGUGACGGUCUUGAUCAAGCCGCUGGCAGCCCGGGAUGCCCGCGGGAGGAUCCUGGGCUACGCCGUGAGCGCCGAGAGCCCCGCGGGAGCGCGGCUGCUGUGCCGCACCGCCGGCACCGAGUGCACGGUGCUGGUGCCGCCGGGAGCCCGCCGCCUCCUCGUCACCGCCCGCAAUUCCAAAGGGGCUUCCAGCCCUGCCAGCAUCCCCCUAAGCCGGGCUGCGGCUCAGGAAGAAUUCCCAGCCCCAGAGGCCGUGGAGGUGAAGGCUGAGCAGCAGAGCAGGUUCCUGGUCCAGUGGCGGCCCCCGCGGCAGAGCCGGAGCCCCCUGCUCUGGUUCAUCCUGGAGUGGGGCUCCAGCUCCCAGCACGGCCAGCAGGAGCAGUACAGCUGGGAGAGAGUGCCACACCAGGAAACACACACCUACAUCCAAGGGCCGGCGGCGGGGGCCGCCCCGCGCGUGCGGCUGUUCGCGGUGUACCCCGGCGGGAUCAGCGCGCCCGGCUCCAGCCCAGCCCCGGCAGAGGAGCCGCUCCUGGGCAGCGCCUACAGCGAGAUGCCUCAGGAUGGUGACAUCAGAGUUUUCCUGGGACUGAGCCUCAGCGUGGUCGGAUUAUCGGUUCUUUUUGCAAUUGUGAUGUUUAAAAAAUCAGUCAGGAAAAGGAUCAAGGCCACCCUUGUGUCCCUCUUGCCAAAGUGGCUGUUUGAAGACUUUCCCCACAUGGAGAACAGCAGCGUGGUGAAGUCACUCCAGGACAAGGCUGAUUUCCCCGGUGACAGCCUCCAGGAGCCGUUCCUGGCCCCCGCUGACCCCGCGGUCACGCAGGUCGAGGAGGUGCCGGCGCAGGAGCGGCACCAGAGCCUGGACACCAAGGCCAGGGCAGAGGUGCCCGAGCCCAGGGAGCUCCCGAGGACCCCCAGCACCCCGGCCCCAGGGCAGCUGGGUGCCUACAAACCCCAGCUCUCCGACAGGAACGCUUUGGGAUACGUCGCUGCUGGAAUCUACCGGGCGCAGCCGCCCGCGGCGGUCCCGCAGCCGGAGGUGGGAAUCUUCUCCCGGGACUACACCAGCCCCGUCCCCCAGCUGUGGGACCAGCAGGGAGGGACGCCCCAGGUGUGCCUGCUGGAGAAGAUCAACCUCGUGCUCAACAGCAGCCUGGAAUUCCCAGGGCAGGCGGGACACGGCUCCGUCCCGGAGCAGCGCUGGGAGCCGCCCGGAGAUGGCCCCCAGCAGAUGCUGGUCCCCGAGGAGCUGCUGUCCUGCCUGAGAGCCACCAACAGGGAGUCUGUGGAUGCAAAUCCCCACAGAGCAUGGGAGGGCUGUCCUGAGAGGAGCUGGAAUUGGGGAUAAAGCCCUGGAGCAGCGACCGAGGCGGCGCCAGCACCGGCAUUGCCAAUGGAAGAGCCAGAGCAAAACUCCCCAUUGGAAUUUUGCCCUCUUACUCCACUGCAGGUUCUUGUGGCUGCCUGGGAAUCCCAAUUUUAACCUUACCUCACACUGGCAGAAGCAAAAAAGCCCAUAAAGCUUGGAUUCCUGGAAUGCCAAGCAGGAGAUUCCUGCGGGGUGCAAUAACUUCAGUUACUGCUCAGCAUCGUCCUCUUGUUAAAGGUUUGGAGCACUUCAUUCCCAAAGGUUUGGAGCACUUCAUUCCCAAAGGUUUGGAGAACUUCAUUCCCAAAGGUUUGGAGCACUUCAUUCCCAAUGUUUGGAGCAUUUCAUUCCCAAAGGUUUGGAGCACUUCAUUCCCAAAGGUUUGGAGAACUUCAUUCCCAAAUGUUUGAAGCAUUUCAUUCCCAAAGGUUUGAAGCAUUUCAUUCCCAAUGUUUGGAGCACUUCAUUCCCAAAGGUUUGGAGCAUCUCAUUCCCAAAUGUUUGAAGCAUUUCAUUCCCAAAUGUUUGGAGCACUUCAUUUCUGGAGCUACUUGCAGUUCAAAUGGAUAAAAAAAUCCCUCAGACAUCCUGGCAGAGAAGUGGAAAAUAUUUUGGGAUUGCUCCUGAUGAACAGACCAAGGAGGAUUUAUGAGUCACACGGGUACCAAGAACAUGGAAUCUUUUCUGUAUUUCAUUUUCCUCCCAUUCCCAAUAAAAACCCACUCGGGUAAGAACAAACCUCCACCUCCUGCCAGGCUGAUUUAAAAUCCCUCUGAACUGGGUGAGGGAUUUAUCAUCUCACAGCAUUUUGUCACACUCAGCCUCGCUGUGGGAAGGGCAGUGUGGCACAGGAAAAUGGGAUUUAUCAGGCACAUGGGCAUGGAUUUGGAUCUUUGGGCACCCAGAAGGUGAAACACAGCAGCCCUGAAACCAUUUCCAGGUGUUCUGAGACUUACAAAAUAUUCCCAAAUGUUAUUUUUUUUUUAUUUUUCCUCGGCAAUGUGAGCAUUUCUCCAUUGGCUGUUGCACAAAUGGAUUAAUUUUGUGGUUUGUCCUCAAUACUUCCAAACCUCCCCCGUGUGUGCCGUGCUUGCUCCUUCCGUGCCCCCAGGAACCUGUCGCUGUUCCCAGAGGAGCAGUGGCCUGGCAAGGAGGGGAGGAUUCUUCUUCAGAGGCAGCAAAAAACACAGAAAUGUGAGUGUGGCACGGCAGGGAGCCUAAAAUGAAAUUAGAGAGUGCUGCCUGAGCAGGAAGGAAGUUGUACAAGAGCACCACACGACCUCGAGCAGCCCGAGCAUGAGGCAGGGAAGGUUUUUUUUCUUUUAUUUCAGCGUCCACAUCCUGAGACUUUGUGCUGCUCUUUCACCUUUGAGCUGCCAAACCUCCAGGUGGGAGAUGCUCCUCUGGCCAGCAAACAGGGAGCUGCUGGGUGGAUUUCCAGCCCCGGGAGGGAUCCCUGCUGGCAGAGCAGUGGGCAGAGGGGGCACAGCUCCAGCUCUGCCAGCAGCGGGGCAGGGAGGGAGAAUUCCCAGCUCCCACCGUGGAUGGACAGCAGAGAGCCACCAGCGCCACGCUCCCACUGAUUCCUGGGGAAAAGGGAGUAUCUCUGCUAGUGAAGGGAAUAUUUCUGCUAAAGGGAAUAUCUCACAGGUGCCCAGAGCAGCUGUGGCUGCCCCUGGAUCCCUGGAAGUGUCCCAGGCCAGGCUGGACAGGGCUGGGAACAGCCUGGGACAGUGGGAGGUGUCCCUGCCACGGCAGGGGUGGGAUUGGAUGGGAUUUAAGGUCAAACCCGAACCAUUCUGGGAUUCUGUGAUCCCAAACACCAUCCCAGGCUGCUCCAAGCCCCAUCCAGCCUGGCCUGGGACACUUCCAGUGAUGGGGCAUCCCAUGAAUCCGAUCACAAAGUCACUCCCAGCUGAUUUAUUUUAACUUCUCAGGGAUCCCUCCUUCCCUCAAAUAUUACAAACACCCUAAUUUUCAACACCAGGAUUUUCUAUCCCCUGUUUUAAGCUUGGUUUUACCGUUGGCAGUUGGAUCCAGUGCCAGAGAUCCUCACUCCUUGUUUAUCAGCUCAGGAAUGAAUUCCAUGAUCUUCACCCCCCACCAUGAUGAGAUGCACCACGGUGCUGUCUCAUCACUACCAAAGUUCUCACCAAAAAAAGGUGUUUUUUUUUUUUAUAUAUAUAAGGGGAAGGAGGGAACAAGUUAAAAGAAACAAGAAGUUGGGUGCAGGCAGUUCAGGGGGGCUGGAGAACAGAAGGUGCCACCCACCCCUGCUCUGAGCUCCAGCCCAUCAGAGCAGGGGGUUGAAGGAGCAAGGAGCUCCCACCACCACCAGAGACCAGCCAGAGACUCCCCUGUGGGACUUGUUUACCUCUGCAAAGUCAGCCCGGGGAUUUAACCUGAAUUUAACAGGGAUUUAACCUGAAACGAGACCAAAGAAACAAUAAAUAAAUGUA